Otolemur garnettii (small-eared galago) is the source of this 3981-nucleotide messenger RNA. RefSeq names its product ERCC excision repair 3, TFIIH core complex helicase subunit (gene ERCC3). The coding region runs from base 68 to 2416 and encodes 782 amino acids. NCBI's taxonomy places the organism in Eukaryota, Metazoa, Chordata, Mammalia, Primates, Galagidae. Gene Ontology annotation, cellular component: nucleotide-excision repair factor 3 complex; transcription preinitiation complex; transcription factor TFIIH holo complex. Gene Ontology annotation, biological process: embryonic organ development; nucleotide-excision repair; hair cell differentiation. The transcript is spliced from 15 exons. Gene Ontology annotation, molecular function: 3'-5' DNA helicase activity; ATP binding; hydrolase activity. The record is from RefSeq and is a predicted model, not a curated record.
UGUGAGAGCGGACGCCGCGGUGGGUCCUUGGCGGUUACUGUUCCUGUUUGCUGCUGCUCCUGCCGCCAUGGGCAAGAGAGACAGGGCAGACCGCGACAAGAAGAAGUCCAAGAAGCGGCACUACGAGGAUGAAGAAGAGGAUGAAGACGACGCCCCUGGGAACGAAUCUCACGAAGCGGUCCCCUCGGCGGCCGGGAAACAGGUGGAUGAGUCUGGCACCAAAGUGGAUGAAUAUGGAGCCAAGGACUACAGGGUGCAGAUGCCGCUGAAGGACGACCACACCUCCAGACCCCUGUGGGUGGCUCCUGAUGGCCAUAUCUUCUUGGAAGCCUUCUCUCCAGUUUACAAAUAUGCCCAAGACUUCCUGGUUGCCAUUGCAGAGCCAGUGUGCCGACCAACCCAUGUACAUGAGUACAAACUAACUGCCUACUCCCUAUAUGCAGCCGUCAGCGUUGGGCUGCAAACCAGUGACAUCACUGAGUACCUGCGGAAGCUCAGCAAGACUGGAGUCCCUGAUGGUAUUAUUCAGUUUAUUAAGUUGUGUACUGUCAGCUAUGGAAAAGUCAAGCUGGUCCUGAAGCACAACAGGUACUUUGUUGAAAGCUCCCACCCUGAUGUCAUCCAGCAUCUCCUCCAAGACCCCGUGAUCCGGGAAUGCCGCCUGAGGAACGCUGAAGGGGAGGCCACGGAGCUCAUCACAGAGACUUUCACAAGCAAAUCUGCUAUUUCUAAGACUGCUGAAGGUAGCAGUGGCCCCUCCACUUCCCGAGUGACAGAUCCACAGGGUAAAUCUGACAUUCCUACAGACCUAUUUGACUUUUAUGAGCAAAUGGACAAGGAUGAGGAAGAAGAAGAAGAGACACAGACGGUAUCUUUUGAAGUCAAACAGGAAAUGAUUGAGGAGCUCCAAAAACGUUGUAUUCACCUAGAAUAUCCUCUGCUGGCAGAAUAUGACUUCCGGAAUGAUUCUGUCAACCCUGAUAUCAACAUUGAUCUGAAACCCACAGCUGUCCUCAGACCCUAUCAGGAGAAGAGCUUGAGGAAGAUGUUUGGGAAUGGGCGUGCGCGGUCAGGGGUCAUUGUUCUUCCUUGCGGUGCUGGGAAGUCCCUGGUUGGUGUGACUGCUGCAUGUACUGUCAGGAAACGCUGUCUGGUGCUAGGCAACUCGGCAGUGUCUGUAGAACAGUGGAAAGCCCAAUUCAAGAUGUGGUCCACCAUUGAUGACAGCCAGAUCUGCCGCUUCACCUCUGAUGCCAAGGACAAGCCCAUAGGCUGCUCCAUUGCCAUUAGCACGUAUUCCAUGCUGGGCCAUACCACCAAAAGAUCCUGGGAGGCUGAGCGAGUCAUGGAGUGGCUCAAAACCCAGGAGUGGGGCCUCAUGAUCCUGGACGAAGUGCACACCAUACCAGCCAAGAUGUUCCGAAGGGUGCUCACCAUCGUGCAGGCCCACUGCAAGCUAGGUUUAACUGCAACCCUUGUCCGGGAGGAUGAUAAAAUCGUGGACUUAAAUUUCCUGAUUGGGCCUAAGCUAUAUGAAGCCAACUGGAUGGAGCUGCAGAACAAUGGCUACAUCGCCAAAGUCCAGUGUGCAGAGGUUUGGUGCCCAAUGUCCCCUGAGUUUUACCGGGAGUAUGUGGCAAUUAAAACCAAGAAACGAAUCUUGCUGUAUACCAUGAAUCCCAACAAAUUCAGGGCUUGCCAGUUUCUGAUCAAGUUUCAUGAAAGAAGGAAUGACAAGAUUAUUGUCUUUGCUGACAACGUGUUUGCCCUGAAGGAAUAUGCCAUUCGGCUGAACAAACCCUAUAUCUAUGGGCCUACGUCCCAAGGAGAAAGGAUGCAAAUUCUCCAGAAUUUCAAACACAACCCCAAAAUCAACACCAUCUUUAUAUCUAAGGUAGGUGACACAUCAUUUGACCUUCCAGAAGCAAAUGUUCUCAUUCAGAUCUCUUCCCAUGGUGGCUCCAGGCGGCAGGAGGCGCAGAGGCUAGGGCGGGUGCUUCGAGCCAAAAAAGGGAUGGUCGCAGAGGAGUACAAUGCCUUCUUCUACUCACUGGUGUCCCAAGACACACAGGAAAUGGCCUACUCAACUAAGCGGCAGAGAUUCUUGGUAGAUCAAGGUUACAGCUUUAAGGUGAUCACAAAGCUUGCUGGCAUGGAGGAGGAAGACUUGGCAUUUUCAACAAAAGAAGAGCAACAGCAGCUCUUACAGAAAGUCCUGGCAGCCACAGACCUGGACGCCGAGGAGGAGGUGGUCGCGGGGGAGUUUGGCUCCAGAUCCAGCCAGGCAUCACGGCGCUUUGGCACCAUGAGCUCCUUGUCUGGGGCCGAUGACACCGUGUACAUGGAGUACCACUCGUCACGGAGCAAGGCCACAGCAAAACACGUGCACCCACUCUUCAAGCGCUUUAGGAAAUGACACCCGCAUGAUUACUUAGACGAAGACUUGAAUGCUGGGCACCCACAUGGGGAAGGGAUUUUCAUUGUAACAUUUUCUGUUCCCGUCGAUGUGCUUUCCGCUAACAGCCAGCCAGAUCUAAAUAUGGUAUCUGACUCAGUUGAAGAAAAUGCAUCAGAGGUUUAGUUUUGCCUUCAUGGAUCAUCCAGAGUUUAGAAAGGAGGGAGAGAUGGGUGGCGCCUCACAGGAGUAGGGCGCUGGUCCCAUGUACUGGAGGUGGCAGGUUCAAACCCAGCCCCGGCGAAAGCCUGCAAAAAAAAAAAAGGAGAGGAAGAUUAUGUAUUUUUGUUCUUUUCAAACUGGUUGGGAAGUGGGUCAUUCCUGUAUAUAAAAAUUUGUAAUAUUUAAAGCAUAUUUAUCUUAAUGUUCUCUUGAAUAAAUCCAUAUGGGCUGUUUAACCACUUUUCAGUGUAGAAGUGCUUUGUGCCUUGCCUUGGGCAGGGGCAUGUCUGCACAACCAGCCUCCAUCCACGCCUGACUUGUCUGCAGGCACAGAGGCAUGAGAUAGGCAGCUGGGGACUCACAUCCCAAGAUGCCUGUGUAGAUGUGUUGGUGGGAAAAGGCCCCAGGGAACUUGAGGAGGGUGGUUUGGAUGGGGAAGAGCUUGAGCAGUUGGGGAGUGGACCCUGUUCCUCGCUUGUCCCUGGCAGGUUCAGAUGGAGGCUACUGCUGCCUGCUUUUCCAGGGCCCAUGGCUGUCCUACAGGCUUGUCCUGCAAUCACCUGCAACACAUACGCCCUCCAGAUCAGCUCAUGAUCAUGCCCUCUAGGGCACAAUCUCUUACUUCUCCCUCAAAAUACAAUGUAGAUCUUGCUAGGAAGCUGGGUUCCUCUUCUAAAGGCGGUUUAGAGCUCUUGGGUCUUUAAUGGCCAGUUCCUUUAUUCUUAAAAAUGGCUUUGGACUUUUUCUGUCUUGUUCCUAAUAUGAAAUAAAAGGUGUUGAGGAAAAGAGAAGCAAGGCAAGAUUGCUCCAUAAAAGGCAGGCACGUACAAGGUGCCAUCACAGAGAAAAGCCUGUUGCUCCUAGGUGGCAACUGGUUCUAAUAGGAAAUAGUGCUCAUACACAGGAGAGCUGGCGCCCUGCGCAGGUUAGAUGUGGAGCCCUCAGCAGCAGGCUCCCUUUUCCUGCACCAUCAGCCAAGAAGACAGCAUCUCUUUCCAGGAUGUUUUGAAGCAAGAGCCACCUCCCCCACAUUCCACUUGUCUGAGCUGACGUUUUGAGGACAAACUCUAAGAGUCUUAUCAGCAGCUGGUGCACCAGACAGCUGGCCACUGCCAGUGCAAGCCUAAGGAAAUGACAAUGGGGUCCCUGAUCAAAGCAGGGGUCCCUGAGUAACCAGACUUGAGACCCAUGUGCCUUUAGGGGGAUGUGUACAAAGGCCUUGCCUGUCAUUCAACCCUGAGGGGCUGGACCCAGAUGUUCAAACUUGAUUCCAACUGACGUUAUUUUCAGAGUCUGAUCUCUUGUCAUACUUACAUUUGUCAUACUCAAACAAUUCCAAGUUUUCCUGUGUUUUCACAUUUCUG